Budorcas taxicolor (takin) is the source of this 1800-nucleotide messenger RNA. It is a transcript of the gene PAX9, whose product is annotated as paired box 9. The record is from RefSeq and is a predicted model, not a curated record. Gene Ontology annotation, biological process: regulation of transcription by RNA polymerase II; anatomical structure development. Gene Ontology annotation, molecular function: RNA polymerase II cis-regulatory region sequence-specific DNA binding; DNA-binding transcription factor activity, RNA polymerase II-specific. NCBI's taxonomy places the organism in Eukaryota, Metazoa, Chordata, Mammalia, Artiodactyla, Bovidae.
AUGGCUGAGCUCUCCAGCGCACUGGGUUCCGCAGAGAGUGCCCCGUGCCUGUCAGUGGUUGAAGUUGGCUAUGCGCUCGCUGUAGUCGCGUUCACCCAGGUGCAGAGCGAGAUUGAAAGAGACAGCGGAAGAACUUUCCCGGACUGUGCUGUCGCUCAACGGGCCAAACCAAUCAUCACGCAGGUUGCCUCCGGGCCCUCCUCUUUGGGGGCGUGCCCCUACGGGGCACAGACUUCCUUUUACUCCUUCCUUUUGCACUCUCGCCGCCUCCUCCCGGGGAGACGCGGAGGCACCGGCGGCCCGGGGCAGCAGCACGACGGGCCACUAAGGCCACACGAAGAGUUUCUUUCUGGGAGUGCGGAACUGGGGCCCGGUUGGUGUACUGCUCGGAGCAAUGGGUCCCUAGGCGGGGCGCUGGGGAUCAAGGGGGAGCGGCCCAAGGACAUUAGCGCCGAGUGGGCGAGAAGGAGCCGCUUUGCAGCGUCAAGACCGACUUCCUCGCCUGCUUCGGAGGCUUUUGAACACUCGGAGAGGCCCUGCGUCUCACCACUUUAUUUGCUUGUAUCCGCCGCAGGCACUGCCGUAAUGAGGGAGGAGGGUCUGACUCAACCGCGGUUCCUCAAGGCUUGGGGACCGUAUGGUUUGGUGAAAGCCCGGGUCCUUAGUCCCAGGCGGGUGCCUCCGUCUUGCCCCCUGACGCGCGCGGAGGCCGAGUGGCAAGCGGUUGUCCCAAACUGUGGGUGCGCGUCCCCGCGCGCGUGUGUUCGUUUUGCAGAGCCAGCCUUUGGGGAGGUAAACCAGUUGGGAGGAGUAUUCGUGAACGGGAGGCCGCUGCCCAACGCCAUCCGGCUUCGCAUAGUGGAGCUGGCCCAACUGGGCAUCCGACCGUGUGACAUCAGCCGCCAGCUACGGGUGUCGCACGGCUGCGUCAGCAAGAUCCUGGCUCGCUACAAUGAGACAGGCUCGAUCUUGCCAGGAGCCAUUGGGGGCAGCAAGCCUCGGGUCACCACCCCCACCGUGGUGAAGCACAUCCGGACCUACAAACAGAGAGACCCCGGCAUCUUCGCCUGGGAGAUAAGGGACCGCCUACUGGCGGACGGCGUGUGUGACAAGUACAACGUGCCCUCGGUGAGCUCCAUCAGCCGCAUCCUGCGCAACAAGAUCGGCAACUUGGCCCAACAGGGCCAUUACGACUCCUACAAGCAGCACCAACCGGCGCCGCAGCCGGCGCUACCCUAUAACCACAUCUACUCGUACCCCAGCCCCAUCACGGCGGCCGCCGCUAAGGUGCCCACGCCGCCGGGGGUGCCAGCCAUCCCCGGCUCAGUGGCCAUGCCGCGCACCUGGCCCUCCUCGCACUCCGUCACCGACAUCCUGGGCAUUCGCUCCAUCACCGACCAAGGAGUGAGCGACAGCUCCCCCUACCACAGCCCCAAGGUCGAGGAGUGGAGCAGCCUGGGCCGCAGCAACUUCCCCGCCGCCGCCCCGCACGCGGUCAACGGGCUGGAGAAGGGGGCCUUGGAGCAGGAAGCCAAGUACGCGCAGGCACCAAACGGUCUCCCAGCUGUAAGCAGUUUUGUGUCAGCAGCCAGCAUGGCUCCUUAUCCUACCCCGGCCCAAGUGUCGCCCUACAUGACCUACAGCGCUGCUCCUUCUGGUUAUGUUGCUGGACAUGGGUGGCAACAUGCCAGUGGCACCCCACUUUCCCCCCACAACUGUGACAUUCCUGCGUCGCUGGCAUUCAAGGGAAUGCAGGCAGCUCGAGAAGGUAGCCACUCUGUCACAGCUUCCGCGCUCUGA